AUGAGUCCGUCACAAAAGACCGGCGGACAUCGGCAUUUACCGCCAAGCCCCGGGACGUAUCCGAACCGCAAAUUAGAAUUGCGGGGAAGUUCGAAUUCCCCCCACCCUGUCGGCAUUUUCGCACUCUCCGGCCGACAAGCUUUCCUCCCCAACCCGAACGACAUGCCUGCACUUGUCCGCUCCCUACAGAGGGGCCGAAGAAACGCCGAAGGCCGCCGCGUGCCACCAGUGCCGGAGGCGCAAAGGCAGUCCAAGCUGCACCGAUGCCCCUGCGCAUCUGCAGUCCCAAGCAAAUGGAACCCGGUGAUCCACACCUGGAGGACGCGAUCGUACCACGCUCCUCACGCAGUCACUGUCGUCCCUCGGGGUGGUGGCUGCGCAGCAACUGAGAGUCCCCUCAAUCCACCGACCAUCGAGGGGUUCUGCUCCACCUUCUGA
Molecule: messenger RNA, 438 nt
Organism: Aspergillus tanneri
Lineage: Eukaryota; Fungi; Ascomycota; Eurotiomycetes; Eurotiales; Aspergillaceae
Exons: 2
Coding region: 1-438 (145 amino acids)
Source: RefSeq, a predicted model, not a curated record